UCUACCUCUCUCUCCCUUCUCCCCACCUUCUCCAUCUCUCUCCCCUAAUUCCGCUAAAGCAAAAGGAAAGGAAGAUAUCCGACCAAAUAGCAAUUUCGGUUUCAGCCAGUACUGGAAUCCCGGCCUCAUGGUGAAGCUCGCCACGGCUCGAGAGAGCCGGACGUACGGCCCGCGCCCGGCCCGCAACCGGUGGGAGUACAUCAACGCCGGCCUCUACCUCUUCGCCGCCAUCCUCCUCGUCGGCGGCUUCUUGGCGCAGCUCUCCCCGACCCGACUCAGUGCCAAGUCAGGGCUCGCAGUCGUCCUCAUCGGACUCGUGCUGGUCACCUUGGUGAACGCCCACGAUCUCGUCGCCCACAUGGCCGGAAUCGACUACUGCUUCGCCCUAAUGGAGUUCGAUAUCCAGUUACCUCUCGUGGAGUUCGCGGUCCCACUGUUGAACAUUUUGGGGUCCAUCCUCGCCUUCGUAGGCGUUCUCUUCUUCCUCAUUCAGGCAGAGAGAGGGUAUAGUUACAGGCUAGAAAAGCAUGCUCUGAACGCGUUGGUCGCUGGGCCCGCGUGCUGGGCCCUCGGUUCGAUCCACAAUGAGUGCCAGAUCUACGAGAGAUCUGGUGUCCUUGUCCAGAUCCUGCAAAAGAUCGUUCAGGUUCCCUUCCUUAUGGGAAGCUUGUUCUUCUUGGUGGGCGGUGUUGUCAAUAGGAAUGAUAUCUACGGCUCAAUACAUACAAACUUUAAGAUUCUGGGAAGGAGAUGGAUUUGGUUGUCUCUAUCCGGAAGCUUGCUGUUUUUGAUUGGGGGGCUACUGAAUUUGGUGAAGGUUUUCAAGAUGCAGCAGAUGGAUGGGAUGGGGCUUGAGAAGCUACGAGGUGGGGCACAGGAGAGGUUAGGGAGAGAAAGGGAGGGUCAGGUUCCCCUCAUCUUGGAAGAUGGUAGGAGAAGGAAACUCGAUGAGGACAAGCGAGCGGUAUCUGAAGACAGUAGAAGAAGGAAGCAGAGCGAUGAAGUGACGCAGGCGCUUGAAGACAGAAUGAGAAGGGAGCAGAGCGAGGAAGGGAUGCAAGUUUCUGAAGACAGUAGAAGGACGACGAGUGAGGAAGCAAGGCAGGUGCCUGCUUCAAUGCCAGUUCCCAGUCCCACACCAUACAAGGAUGUUCUGGUUGGCAGCCGAACUUAGAGAAUUCAUAAGUUUUAAUCAGUUUUCCCUGUCAUGACGUGGCAUUGGUUCUUCUGUUUUUGUGUUUGUGUAGUUGGAAGAAUGUUUUUUUUGUCCUUUCCCCCCUCACCUUGUUUUCUCUUCUUUUCCACUUCCACUUCAAGAGAUUCA
Elaeis guineensis (African oil palm) is the source of this 1324-nucleotide messenger RNA. RefSeq lists its product as uncharacterized. The record is from RefSeq and is a predicted model, not a curated record. Lineage: Eukaryota; Viridiplantae; Streptophyta; Magnoliopsida; Arecales; Arecaceae.